Ascochyta rabiei is the source of this 567-nucleotide messenger RNA. RefSeq lists its product as uncharacterized. The transcript has 3 exons. NCBI's taxonomy places the organism in Eukaryota, Fungi, Ascomycota, Dothideomycetes, Pleosporales, Didymellaceae. Gene Ontology annotation, cellular component: endosome; BLOC-1 complex. The record is from RefSeq and is a predicted model, not a curated record. Bases 1 to 567 code for a protein of 188 amino acids. Gene Ontology annotation, biological process: endosome organization; regulation of protein localization.
AUGUCUACAACACACGCCUACUAUCCAUCUUACCCUUCCACAUCGUAUCCCAUCAAUGUACCACAGAAGCCCGGCUACUACUAUCCGCCUCAGCAGCAUUUUGGCCGCAUCUCAGCAUCACCGCCAGAAGCCCCAGACAGUACAACUACUUCAGGCGUCCCAUCUUACGAGGUCUCCGCGAGUUCGAGCCAUUAUGCCGGCAGUCACAGCGACUAUGAUUCCAGCAGUGGCGCCGCCAGCGUGGACUUGCUCGACUAUAUGGGCAACCGCCUGAAUGGGUCGUUCGACCCCCUACCGCUGGACCGCAGUCUGGCGAAGCAGGCACAAACAUCUGGUGAACUGAACGCAAAACAUCGCGAACUGCUCGAACUCCAAGCACUAGCCCAACGACGACUGGCUGGCGCACAAGCAAGCUUUUCUUCUGGUAUGCGGGCAGCGAAAGAAGUUCAGAAAGAUUUGCAGUGGACGCAGAAGCGCGUUGAUUCACUCAACAAUCGCGCAGCACAAAAGUACCCAGACCAGUACAGGACUGCUCAACGUCGAUACCCAGCACCUGUUGACUACUAG